Messenger RNA from Numida meleagris (helmeted guineafowl), 2256 nucleotides. RefSeq names its product integrin subunit beta 1 binding protein 1 (gene ITGB1BP1). The record is from RefSeq and is a predicted model, not a curated record. NCBI's taxonomy places the organism in Eukaryota, Metazoa, Chordata, Aves, Galliformes, Numididae. Bases 1281 to 1550 code for a protein of 89 amino acids. The transcript is spliced from 6 exons. Gene Ontology annotation, molecular function: integrin binding. Gene Ontology annotation, biological process: negative regulation of substrate adhesion-dependent cell spreading; negative regulation of focal adhesion assembly. Gene Ontology annotation, cellular component: lamellipodium; cytoskeleton; ruffle.
CCGGAGUGCGCAGGCACUGCCGGGGCGGGGCGGGACGCGGCGGCGGAGAGUGCCUUCCUUGAGCCAACGAUGAAAACAUGUUUAGAAAAGGCAAAAAACGGCACAGCAGCAGCAGCUCACAAAGCAGCGAGAUCAGUACGAAAAGCAAGGUAAGCCCGCUUUGGUACGCACUCUUUGUGGACAAAGAACAUUCAUCUGCUUUGAGCAGACAGUUCAGUGGUUCACUUGCACUGACCUUAGGCUGUGAUCUCUAUAUAAUGCCAUGCCGGACAGGGAGAGCUGCUUACUUCAACUACUCCUCAGACUGUGCCAGGAGAUGUAGAAAAAUGAAUGCAUGUAAGGUCGUUGUGUUGUGAGAAGGCUGCUUGGUUGCUGCCCUAGUGAUGCCCACAGACACUGAGCUCCUGCAGCAGGUACCAGGGCUUGGGAGAAGGAGCAGCACGUUUGUUCUGUAGUGAUAAAACAUCGCCCUUCGAGGUGCCUGGUGAUGGGCGCCAAGAAUGAGUUUGUUCUUCAGUAUCAGUUGGUUACUCAGUGUUUCUGAAAGCUAUUCUUUGUUUUAAAUAAUGUGUCCGUUUUUCUGAUAGGUUUGGAAUGAUCAGUUGCAUAUUCUGGAUUUUCCAAGGUGCCGUUUCACUUCCCUUGCACUGCUAUGUUAUUGCAAGCAUUGGUGACAAGCAUGUAGUUGUCAAUUUCUUCAAGUUAAGAUGCAGUACCAGAAAAGUCUGGACGUAACCUUAAGGUUCAUUUUCUCUUUUUUAUUUCCACCUUCUUUUGAAAUAUUUGUGGACUGCUGAGUUUGUAUCAGUCUAGCUCGUAGUAAGGCACGAAGAUAGCUUCAGGAAAAGCAUAGGGUUUUUGGUUUGUGUUUUGUUGUUGUUUUUUUUUUCCUCCCCAUUUUGCAGUGCAGCUUAAAUAACCAAAUCAAGUAUUAGUUUAUUUUAAAAAGUUGAGGCAGGACAGCUGAAGUGAAUUGUCAAUUUAUUCUCGGUAACUUUCUGAUGAUGUUAAUUUUCUUCUUAGUCUGUAGAUUCCAGUCUUGGGGGACUUUCCAGGUCCAGUACUGUGGCAAGUCUCGAUACAGACUCCACAAAAAGCUCAGGACAGAGCAAUAGUAAUUCUGACACAUGUGCAGAAUUCAGAGUUAAGUAUGUUGGUGCCAUUGAAAAACUGAAACAUAAUGAGAGCAAAAAUCUGGAAGGGCCAUUGGACUUGAUAAAUUACAUAGAUGUUGCCCAGAUGGAAAGUUACCUUUUGUUCCAGGUGAAGAGGAGUUUAUAAUGGGCGUUUCCAAAUACGGCAUUAAAGUUUCAACAUCAGACCAGUAUGAUGUGUUACACAGGCAUGCUCUCUAUUUAAUUGUACGGAUGGUCUGCUAUGACGAUGGUCUGGGAGCAGGAAAAAGUUUACUGGCUUUGAAGACAACAGAUGCGGCCUCUGAAGAAUGCAGCCUCUGGGUAUAUCAGUGCCAUAGUUUGGAACAAGCACAAGCUAUUUGCAAAGUGUUAUCCACGGCCUUUGAUUCAGUUUUAAUGUCAGAGAAGUCCUGAUUUUCUUCAGCAGCACGUGACUGUACAGUACAAGGGGCCUUUGUGCGAGGAGGAAAUGGGGCUCCCCUGUCAUACUGCAGACUGGCUGCAGCCACACACGAGCUUAGAAAAGACUUGCUGUGCACAGAGCCGUGCGGCGCGGUACUUCAUCAUUCCCCAGACCUGACUUGAAGAAAUUAUUCCACCAGAAUGUUUCCGGAACAACACAGAAUUUUAUAUUUAACAUGCAUUUUUCUUUUUCCUAAAUCACGUUUUGUAUAUUGAUGUCAAUAUUGUAGAAAUGUAAAAUAAAACUGACGCUUCCUUUUUUUUUUUAAAAAACAAAUUUGUUAAUAUAAACUUCAGUUCUGCUUAACGUAGAUCUCGUAACAAAAGGGCGAGAGCUGCAAAGUGGUUAUAAGCAGCUGGUUCUUCAUACCUCUCCUUUAAUGUAAGAUGCGCUGCCUGCACAAUUCUCAUUUUACACAAAGAACAAUAUUGUGUAAGCAACGCAGAGUUACACGAGAGAAGGAGCCAAAGUGAUUUUAAAAGUAGUUUUAUUUUUCCAGACAUUUGACUGGUUAACAAGAGUAAAAUUUAUUAAUCAUGCUCUAAUUAUAAAUCACCGCAUCCAGGACAUUGAAAAUAAGAGUUGAUUUUCGGUUAUACAAUAUAUACAGUUGCUCUGCAACUAAACAAAAUAAAAACCACUGGAUUGAAUAUUAUA